CAGUCAAAGGGGAAUUCAGUUUUAGCCUGGACAGGAAACGUGCUCCAUACAGCACACAAACCCCAGGCAUCCUGUGUGUGAGCAGGAAGACCCACUAUAGCACAAACAGAGCGGCCUCGCACCACAGCAGACAUGGCCAAAAGAGAGCUUUGGACGGACAACUUUAGAAUUGAGGAUGUUCAUUAAACGAACAAGAUUUAGCAUCUGUGGGCUGAGGACCAUCUGAUGAAAGGUAAACAUGGCUAACCUUAUGCAGGGAUUAGUACUCUGUCUAAUGGCAGCACAGAGCCUUCAACAUACAGGUGACACCAAGGCAAGCAUAGGAAACUCCUCUAAUAAGGGACAAAGAACGUUUAAACCUCGUAACUAUACACUGACCCACAUAAACCAGAGCUGGCCUGGGAUGGACCCCUUUCUUCAUGUGGGACCUGAGGAACCAGCCACAGCCUUCACCACAGGAAUCCUGAGUAACUGGAUCAUACCAUCAGCCUACGUCCUGUCUAUGCUGCUGGGCAUCCCGUCUAACGCUUAUAUUUUGGCUUUUUUAAGGGUUAAGAUCAAGGACAAGUCGCGGGCAACAAUAAUUCUGUAUUUGAACUUGGCUCUGUCGGACCUGUUGCUUCUGCUGUCCCUAGCCUUGCGCAUUCAUUAUCACAUUAAUAAAAACCACUGGAUUUUUGGGGAGGUUUCCUGCAGACUUGUCACAGCUUUGUUUUAUGGGAAUGUGUACUGCUCAUCUCAGACCAUUGCAUGCAUCAGUAUGAAGCGUUACUUGGCUGUGGUCAAGCCUUUUCUGUACCGGCGAAUGGCUACGACCUCUCUAUCCCUAUGGGCCUGUCUCAUUGUGUGGCUCCUGUUUGGGGCAGCUAUAGUGCCCGAACUGCUGGUUAGGCAGAGCUACUUCAUUUCUGAGCUGGGAGUCGUCACAUGUCAUGAUAUCCUGCCUCUAGAUGUGGAACCACACUCUCUGCUGGUCCCGUUUCGAUUGGGCCUGGUCUGCCUGGGGUUCAUAGUGCCUUUCUUUGUUUGUAUUUAUGUCCAUGUGUCAGUGGUGUACCACUUGGGGCAAUCUGGUUGUGAUUGGAAACCUUAUAUAAAGAUCAGCAGCCUGGUCUUUGUCAUAUUUGUAGUGUGCUUCUUACCCAGUGGCAUCCUCCAUAUAAUUCAUUACAUCUGUCUGAUUGUGAACGGGGAUGACCACAUGUACACGUACUACCGAGCGGCAGUGUGCCUCUGCUGCUUCCACAGCUGUCUGGAUCCUCUUCUGUGUUUGCUUCUGUCUAGGACUGCCUCGUCUGAGCUACACUUCACAUCCCUGCGUGGGACACCUCUGACUACCUCUGCAGUGAUGUGAGACUAAGCACUCAAUAAAUAUUGUCCAACAUCUUUUGAGUAUUAACAAAAUAAACAGGUGUAAGUCUA
Messenger RNA from Boleophthalmus pectinirostris (great blue-spotted mudskipper), 1422 nucleotides. RefSeq names its product coagulation factor II (thrombin) receptor-like 2 (gene f2rl2). The coding region runs from base 239 to 1354 and encodes 371 amino acids. NCBI's taxonomy places the organism in Eukaryota, Metazoa, Chordata, Actinopteri, Gobiiformes, Gobiidae. Gene Ontology annotation, molecular function: thrombin-activated receptor activity. Gene Ontology annotation, cellular component: membrane. Gene Ontology annotation, biological process: thrombin-activated receptor signaling pathway; phospholipase C-activating G protein-coupled receptor signaling pathway; positive regulation of Rho protein signal transduction. The record is from RefSeq and is a predicted model, not a curated record. The transcript is spliced from 2 exons.